This is a messenger RNA of Loxodonta africana (African savanna elephant), 1776 nucleotides long. RefSeq names its product filaggrin-2. The transcript is spliced from 3 exons. The record is from RefSeq and is a predicted model, not a curated record. NCBI's taxonomy places the organism in Eukaryota, Metazoa, Chordata, Mammalia, Proboscidea, Elephantidae. Gene Ontology annotation, molecular function: transition metal ion binding; calcium ion binding. Gene Ontology annotation, biological process: establishment of skin barrier. Bases 1 to 1776 code for a protein of 591 amino acids. Gene Ontology annotation, cellular component: nucleus; cornified envelope; keratohyalin granule.
AUGACUGACCUCUUGAGAAGUGUUGUCACCAUCAUUGAUAUUUUCUACAAAUACACCAGGCAAGAUGGGGAGUGUGGCACACUGAGCAAGGAAGAGCUAAAGGAACUUCUAGAGAAAGAGUUUCAUCCAAUUCUGAAGCUGAGUAUGCGGGCCAGGCUGACCAGGCUCCCUUUAUGUGUUACUUAUACACAGAACCCAGAUGAUCCAGACACGGUGGAUGUCAUCAUGCAUAUGCUGGAUCGAGAUCAUGACCGAAGACUGGACUUUACUGAGUUUCUUCUGAUGGUAUUCAAGCUGGCAAUGGCCUGUAACAAGGUUCUCAGCAAAGAAUACUGCCAAGCUUCAGGGUCAAAGAAGCAUAGGCAUGGUCACCAACACCAAGAGGAAGAAAGCGAAACAGAGGAGGAAGAAGAGGAAACACUGGGACAGAAAUCAGGUCAUAGAUAUUCAAGUUGGAGUGAGAGAGAGAAGCAUGGAUAUGGUUCUGGGGGCUCAAGUGGAACUGUGAAACAUAGACGUGGGUCUAAGUCCAGGAGGCUGGGAAGACGAGAUGGCUUAUCCAGUUCAGAGAAUGAAGAGGGUUCUGAGAAAAGGAGCCAUGGGUCUCACUCUGGUCACUUUUGGAGUAGUGGCAAAGAGAGACAUGGUUCCAGGUCUGAAGAGUUGGGGGAAAGAAGGAACAAGUCAAGUGUUAGCCCCUCUGGAGAAGAAUAUGAAUAUGGAUCUGGAUCAAAGAGUAGGGGAAGGAAAGCUCAUGGUGGUCUGUCACAUGGAUUGGAGGCUAGUGGGCAUGAAUCAAGCUCUACUCAGUCAAGGAGUGGAGGACAAAGUCUUAGGUCUAGCUCUGGAGGUUCAGGAGACUGUGGGAGACAAAGCCAUACAUGUAAUUCCAGCAAUUCAGAGGGAUAUGGAAGGUCACAAAAUGCUUCUAGUUCUUGUCAGGCAGGUAGAUUUGGAGGACUAGGAAAUCAAUCUAGCUGUACCCAGUCAGGUUAUGAAUCAGGAAGUAGUGAAGGACAAGGUCAUGGAGGUAUCUCAGGAGGUCAGUCCUCUGGAUGUCAGUUCUCUGGAUAUAGUCAACAUAAUUCUGGUUCCAGUAGUCAGUCUUCUAGUCACAGGGGACAUGAAUCUAGAGCACGUGGUCAACCACAGAACUCCAGAGGACGACAACAGGGAACAGGCUCUAGUCAGUCCUCUUGCUAUGAACAAUAUGGUUCUGGAGUAAGUCAGUCUUCUAGUUAUGGUCAAUAUGAAUAUGGUUCCUGUGGCUCCUCCUCUACCUCCAGUCAAAAAAGGUCUGGUUCAAAUGAGUUUUCUAAACGUGGUCAACUUGAUCCUGGUUCAGGUCAUUUCUCUAGUCAACAUAGGUCUAGCUCAAGUCAGUCCUCUGGCCAACAUGGGUCUGGACCAAGUCAGUCUAGCUAUGGCCAACAUGGAUCUGGCUCACAUCAGUCCUCUGGCCAACAUGGGUCUUUCACAGGUCAGUCCUCUAGUCAACAUAGGUCUAGUUCAAGUCAAUCCUCUAGCCAACAUGGGUCUGGCACAGCUCAGUUCUCUGGCCAGCAUGGGUCUGGAUCAAGUCAGUCUAGCUUCAACCAGCAUGGGUCUGGCUCAGUCAACACAGGUCUAGUUCAAGUCAAUCCUCUGGCCAACAUGGGUCUGGCACAGGUCAGUUCUCUGGCCAACAUGGGUCCGGAUCUAGUCAGUCUAGCUUUGGCCAACAUGGAUCUGGCUCAGGUCAGUCCUCUGGCUUUGGACAACAUGGGUCUGGAUUAA